AUGCCAUUCCCACCCCUGGGAUCUGGCAACUGGGAGGAGAGUGACCCAGACUGGUGCAAUGGGAAACGGCACAGCUGGGCGUUGCUGGUGAUUCCCGGUGCACGGGGUGCGGAGGAGCCUGCCGCCGCCUUCCGCCCCCCCCCCGGCCCGGGGCCCGGCCCCCUGCCGGCCCUCUCCCCGCCCGCCGUGUACCCGCUGCCGGCCCUGGGGGGCCAGCACCCCGCUUUCGCCUACACCGGCAUCCCCCACCUGCCGCCGCCCGGCGCGGAGCACCUGAAGGCGGCCGUGGCCGGCUCCUUCCCGCUGGAGCACUGGAUCCGAGCCGGGAUGCUGGUGCCGAGGCUCUCCGACUUCCACGCCGCCCCGCAGUCUGGCUUGAUGGGGAAGUGCCGUCGGCCCCGCACAGCCUUCACCAGCCAGCAGCUCCUGGAGCUGGAGAACCAGUUCAAGCUCAACAAGUACCUGUCCAGACCCAAGCGGUUUGAGGUGGCCACGUCACUGAUGCUCACCGAGACGCAGGUGAAGAUCUGGUUCCAGAACCGCCGCAUGAAGUGGAAGCGGAGCCGCAAAGCCAAGGAGCAGGGGGCUCAGGCGGAGGCCGAGAAGCAACGAGGGCUCAGCAAAGCCUGCGAGAAGCUGCUGCCCGGUGAGCCCCGAGGACAAGCUGCCGAAAGCCCCGAGUUCAUGGGGCGCAGCCCUGGCUCGGGCUUCCUGCACCGCAGCACCGCCGAGCUGGGCUACGGCCCAGACUCCUCCUGCUCGGGGGGCGAGGAGGAAGAAGAAGAGGAGGAGGAAGAGAUGGGUGCCACGGAGAGGAAGAUUGGCUCUGUGUUGUGA
Molecule: messenger RNA, 837 nt
Organism: Nipponia nippon (crested ibis)
Lineage: Eukaryota; Metazoa; Chordata; Aves; Pelecaniformes; Threskiornithidae
Biological process (GO): neuron projection morphogenesis; regulation of DNA-templated transcription; spinal cord motor neuron cell fate specification
Cellular component (GO): nucleus
Molecular function (GO): DNA-binding transcription factor activity, RNA polymerase II-specific; sequence-specific double-stranded DNA binding
Source: RefSeq, a predicted model, not a curated record